Molecule: messenger RNA, 786 nt
Organism: Colletotrichum fioriniae
Lineage: Eukaryota; Fungi; Ascomycota; Sordariomycetes; Glomerellales; Glomerellaceae
Gene: NEP1
Product: 18S rRNA pseudouridine methyltransferase
Biological process (GO): rRNA base methylation
Cellular component (GO): nucleolus; small-subunit processome
Molecular function (GO): rRNA binding; rRNA (pseudouridine) methyltransferase activity
Source: RefSeq, a predicted model, not a curated record
AUGUCUUCCCCAGAGGCCCGUGCUGGCGUCAAGCGACCUCGCACCCAGUCGCUCCCCCCUCCGGCUCUCCCUCAGCUGGUCGCUGAGCAGCACACCGCUAUCCCUCCUACCGACAAGGAUUCUCAGCGCCUCAUUGUCGUUCUCUCUAACGCCAGUCUCGAGACCUACAAGGCUUCACAUGGCGGCACCGGCCGUAACGGCGUCCAACGUGAGGAGAAGUACUCGCUACUCAACAGCGACGAGCAUAUCGGAGUUAUGCGCAAAAUGAACCGCGACAUUAGUGACGCGCGCCCGGAUAUCACACAUCAGUGUCUCCUGACCCUGCUCGACUCCCCCAUCAACAAGGCCGGCAAGCUUCAGAUAUACAUUCAUACCGCCAAGGGUGUCUUGAUUGAGGUCUCGCCGUCUGUCCGAAUCCCGCGUACGUUCAAACGCUUUGCUGGUCUGAUGGUUCAGCUGUUGCAUCGCCUGUCCAUCCGCUCGACCAACUCGCAGGAGAAGCUGCUUCGUGUCAUCCAGAACCCCAUCACCGAUCACCUUCCGCCCAACUGCCGCAAGGUGACGCUCAGUUUCGAGGCCCCUCUGGUACACGUUCGGGAUUACAUCGACACGCUCGCCCCCAAGGAGAGUGUUUGCGUCUUCGUUGGUGCCAUGGCAAAGGGUGCCGAUACCUUUGCUGAUGGCCUCGUCGACGAGAAGAUUUCCAUCAGCAACUACAGCUUGUCCGCCAGCGUUGCUUGCAGCAAGUUUUGCCACGCUGCUGAGGAUUCCUGGGACAUUCAGUAG